CGUCGCUCUUCAUUGCAGUCGUCGCCUUCGCUGGAGAAAUCACCGGCGCCAGGCAAACAGAAAGGAAAAAUCCGAUCCUUUUGCAUGUGUUUACUCAUUAAGGAUGAAGCGAGGGUAUGAAGAAUCUGCUUCAACCUCUGUUGGUCCACCUCAAUCAAAGCGUAGAUUUGAUACUCUUGGCGACACCCAAUUUUUUUCAGAGGAGGAUGAAAGCACAAAGAAUCUUGCACGAAAGGUGGCUGAGCAUUACAGUGCAAGGACAAAUCAAACUCUAGAGGAACGAGAAGCAAGUCCUAUUAUCCAUUUAAAGAAACUAAACAAUUGGAUUAAAAGUGUUCUUAUCCAACUCUAUGCUCACCGGGCUGAUUUUGUUCUAGAUCUUGCUUGUGGGAAGGGUGGUGAUUUGAUCAAAUGGGACAAGGCGAAGGUUGGAUAUUAUGUUGGCAUUGAUAUAGCUGAAGGCUCGAUAGAAGACUGUCGCACACGCUAUAAUGGUGAUGCAGACCACCACCAACAUCGCAAAAAGUUUACAUUCCCAGCACGGCUUAUCUGCGGAGAUUGUUUCGAGGUACGCUUGGAUAAAGUUCUUGAAGAUGAUGCCCCAUUUGAUAUAUGCAGCUGUCAGUUUGCCACGCACUACUCAUGGUCUACAGAGGUACGUGCACGACGAGCAUUGGCCAAUGUAUCAACAUUACUGCGUCCAGGUGGCGUCUUCAUUGGAACAAUGCCAGAUGCAAAUGUUAUCAUAAAAAAGCUUAGGGAAGUGGAAGGGCUUGCAUUUGGGAACAGCGUAUACUGGAUUCGCUUUGAAGAUGAAUAUGCUCAAAAGAAAUUUAAAGCUUCUAGCCCCUUUGGUAUCAAGUACACAUUCCACUUAGAGGAUGCUGUUGAUUGUCCGGAAUGGAUUGUUCCUUUCAAUGUCUUCAAAUCAUUGGCAGAGGAGUAUGACCUGGAGCUUGUUUUUGUGAAGAACUCCCAUGAAUUUGUGGACGAGUACUUGAAAAAACCGGAAUUUGCUGAGCUUAUGCGGAGGCUUGGUGCCUUGGGUGAUGGAAACCAGGACCAGAGCACACUGUCGGAGGAUGAGUGGGAGGUUGCUUAUUUAUAUUUGACUUUUGUCUUGAGAAAGCGGGGUCAACUAGAUGGCAACCGCAGGAGCAACAAUAAUAGAGGAAACAGAGGUCAGAUGCAGAUCUCAAAGGAAGACAUCAUGUACAUUAGUAGCAGCGAGGUGUGAGAGUAAAGUGCCAAGUUUGGUCCCAGAGAUCUCCAUCGCAAAAUAUAGGCCAAAUUGA
Telopea speciosissima is the source of this 1295-nucleotide messenger RNA. Its product is annotated as mRNA cap guanine-N7 methyltransferase 1-like. Gene Ontology annotation, cellular component: nucleus. Bases 104 to 1237 code for a protein of 377 amino acids. Gene Ontology annotation, biological process: 7-methylguanosine mRNA capping. The record is from RefSeq and is a predicted model, not a curated record. NCBI's taxonomy places the organism in Eukaryota, Viridiplantae, Streptophyta, Magnoliopsida, Proteales, Proteaceae. Gene Ontology annotation, molecular function: mRNA 5'-cap (guanine-N7-)-methyltransferase activity. The transcript has 14 exons.